This is a messenger RNA of Myotis lucifugus (little brown bat), 4304 nucleotides long. RefSeq names its product oxysterol binding protein like 3 (gene OSBPL3). The transcript is spliced from 23 exons. Bases 279 to 2924 code for a protein of 881 amino acids. Gene Ontology annotation, molecular function: cholesterol binding. Gene Ontology annotation, cellular component: perinuclear endoplasmic reticulum; intracellular membrane-bounded organelle; cytosol. The record is from RefSeq and is a predicted model, not a curated record. NCBI's taxonomy places the organism in Eukaryota, Metazoa, Chordata, Mammalia, Chiroptera, Vespertilionidae.
CCCCGCCCCAGUCUCCCGCAGCCGCUGCGGGAACGGUCAGCUGCGCAUUGCGGGUGGGACCAGAGAAGUGUGUUCGCCUCCUCCUGGGUCUGUGGAUGGGAACAAGGUGGCGUCCCCGGCGGCAGAGCGCGCAGGGAUUUCCUCUGGGUCAUCCAAAAUGCUUUCCGAGCACACUGCGUAAGAGCUGAGCCACCUGCCCGUUUGGGACUGCCAUACUCUCUGCUCCACUGUCUCCCGAUGGCAUUUUGACUGCAUCGAGGCCACGUGACCUGCUGCUCAUGAUGAGUGAUGAGAAGAACCUUGGGGUGUCCCCAAAAUUGGUCUCCCCUUCCAGGAGCCCGAGUACCUGCUCCUCCAAGCAGGGAAGUCGGCAGGACAGCUGGGAGGUGGUGGAAGGACUGAGGGGAGAGGUGAAUUACACCCAGGAGCCACCAGUUCAGAAAGGAUUUUUGCUGAAAAAGCGGAAGUGGCCCCUGAAAGGCUGGCACAAGAGAUUCUUCUAUCUGGACAAAGGAAUCUUGAAGUAUGCCAAGAGCCAAACUGAUAUCGACAGGGAGAAGCUGCACGGCUGCAUCGAUGUGGGGCUCUCGGUGAUGUCUGUGAAGAAGUCAUCCAAGUGCAUAGACCUGGACACUGAGGAGCACAUCUACCACCUGAAGGUCAAGUCAGAUGACGUCUUUGACGAGUGGGUGUCCAAACUCCGCCACCAUCGGAUGUAUCGUCAGAAUGAGAUCGCCAUGUUUCCCCACGAAGUGAACCACUUCUUCCCGGGGCCCUCCGUCACAGACUCCGCGCCUGGGGUCUCGGACUCCCUCUCAAGUAGGAAGCGUAGCAGUAUAUCAAAGCAGAACUCGUUUCAAACCGGAGGCAGUUUAUCCUUUUCCUGUGGAGAGAUUCGCGUCCCAUUGUGGUUGCAGUCUUCGGAGGACAUGGAGCAGUGCUCGAAAGACCUGGCACACUGCCACUCCUACCUGGUGGAAAUGAGCCAGCUCCUGCAGAGCAUGGACGUCCUGCAUCGGACGUAUUCGGCGCCAGCUAUCAACGCCAUCCAGGGUGGAGCUUUUGAAAGUCCCAAAAAGGAGAAAAGAUCGCACAGGAGGUGGCGGUCCCGAGCUAUUGGCAAAGAUGCUAAAGGAACACUACAGGUCCCUAAACCUUUUGGUGGCCCACAAAGACUGCAUUCUUCCAAUCCUAAUUUGUCGACACUAGAUUUUGGAGAAGAGAAAAAUAAUUCUGAUGGCUCUGAAACCUCAUCUGAGUUUUCUAAAAUGCAAGAAGAUCUGUGUCAUAUUGCCCAUAAAGUUUACUUCACUUUAAGGUCGGCUUUUAAUACCAUCUCAACGGAGAGAGAGAAGCUGAAGCAGCUGCUGGAGCAGGACGUCGCGUCCCCCUCCGCGCAGGUCAUUGGUCUGAAGCGUGCCCUGUCAUCCGCCCUAGCACAAAACACAGACCUUAAAGGACGCUUGCGCAGAAUCCAUGCCGAGUCCCUGCUCCUCGAGCCCCCCGCUGCUGACAGCCUGGCAGAGGAAAACUCCACCGAUGACAACCGGCCCCUGGUCCAUCAGCUUUCUAAUGAGAGCCGGCUCUCCAUCACUGACUCCCUGUCAGAGUUCUUCGAUGCCCAGGAAGUCCUGUUAUCGCCCAGCUCUUCAGAAAAUGAGGGUUCUGAGGACGAUUCAUAUGUCAGUGACAUAAGUGAUAACCUUUCCUUGGACAAUCUCAGUAAUGACUUAGACAAUGAGAGACAAACCUUGGGGUCCGUUCCUGAAAGCGGUGGGGAAGCCAAGUGCAGGAGGAGGACGUGCCUGCCGGCGCCCUGCCCCAACAGCAGCAGCGUCAGCCUGUGGAACAUCCUGAGGAAUAACAUCGGGAAGGACCUGUCCAAAGUGGCCAUGCCCGUGGAGCUGAACGAGCCGCUGAACACGCUGCAGAGGCUCUGCGAGGAGCUGGAGUACAGCGAGCUGCUGGACAAGGCCGCGCGCAUCCCCAGCGCCCUGGAGAGGAUGGUGUACGUGGCCGCCUUUGCCGUGUCGGCAUACGCGUCCAGCUACUACCGUGCUGGGAGCAAGCCCUUCAAUCCGGUUCUUGGAGAAACAUACGAGUGUAUUCGUGAGGACAAGGGCUUCCGGUAUUUUUCAGAACAGGUCAGCCACCACCCACCUAUCUCUGCAUGUCACGCUGAGUCUGAAAAUUUUGUUUUCUGGCAAGAUGUGAGAUGGAAAAACAAAUUCUGGGGCAAAUCCAUGGAAAUCGUUCCCAUUGGCACAACCCAUGUGACUCUGCCGGCUUUCGGGGACCAUUUUGAGUGGAACAAAGUCACCUCCUGCAUCCAUAACAUCUUAAGCGGGCAGCGGUGGAUUGAGCACUAUGGGGAGAUUGUCAUCAAGAACCUGAAUGACGACUCCUGCCACUGCAAAGUGAACUUCAUCAAGGCAAAAUACUGGAGCACGAACUCCCGCGAGAUCGAAGGUACGGUGUUUGACAAGAGUGGGAAGGCGGUGCACCGGCUCUUCGGGAAAUGGCAUGAGAGCAUCUACUACGGCGGCCCGUCCUCCUCCACCUGUGUCUGGAGAGCCAAUCCCAUGCCCAAAGACUAUGAGCAAUAUUAUGGCUUCACACAGUUCGCACUAGAAUUAAAUGAAAUUGAUUCAUCCUUGAAGACUUUAUUACCACCUACUGACACUCGAUUUAGGCCAGACCAAAGGUUUCUGGAAGAAGGGAACGUGGAGGAAGCCGAGGUGCAGAAGCAGAGGGUUGAGCAGCUGCAGAGGGACAGGCGGCGGGUCUUGGAGGAGAACAACGUGGAGCACCAGCCGCGGUUUUUCAGGAAAUCCGCUGAUGACUCCUGGGUGAGCAACGGCACCUAUCUGGAACUGAGGAAAGAUCUCGGUUUUUCCAAGCUGGACCAUCCUGUCCUGUGGUGAAAGGGGCAAGAGCGAUGAUUCCUGUCCUUCUCCCGUGUCGCCUUCCCACGCCACACCUGUGUCUGUGCACUUAUAAAGCAUUCCCUAGAAUGAUCACUGUGCUUAGCUUAGCGUUGUAAGUAUUCAAGUAUAUAUUUUCUUCGGUUAGGGUUCUUUACAAUUUCCAAUGUUAUCAUGAUUGUUUAUACGAAUGUAGAACACCUUGAUACUGCUUUUUUAUAUAUAUAUAAAGUAUUUAAUAAAAAUGAAAGAUUGAAUGUUAAUGUGUGGGUUGCAAAAGAAGCUUUAACACUAAUUUCCCAAAGGUUAGGAAAUUUCAGAUUAAAUGGAUGCCUUAUAAAAUUAUGUUGGAGAGAAAACAAUCCAUGUCUCCCAGGUGCAUUAAGAAAGGAGGAGGAAAAGAAAGACAGAAAUGAGAAGAAUGCCCAGGGUUGCUCACCCAUGCGGACACCACCCAAGUUCAAUUUGGUAGCUCAGUUUCUCUGCCUCGGACAGCUCCCGACCUGCUCAUACAGAGCCAUCCUGCUGGUGCUGGAGUCUGGAGAAGAUUUGAUUUGCAAUUUGGUGGUUGAGAGGUCAUCAGUUCAGUGACAUGUGUUUUUAUAGAAGAUGCUCAUGGCGCCUUCUUGAAGAGGAAGCAUCUGAGCUCAUCCCUCCCUAUGGUUUGAUUGCCUCCUGUGCAGAAUCGUACCGUCACUCAGAGGAACUACCAUUAAGCCCUGAAAUCCUCAUGAAUUAAACGUCAGAAUGAAAUCCCGAAGAGGCAGGUGAAAUUUCUCCUGAGUGAGAGCUGAAUCCUUACAAGUGAAGAAACUGGUUUCCGCUCCCAGCGCCCCUGGCUCCCCCCCUGUGUGACCACAUCUCUGCCGUGUGGGGUGUCCCAGUUCAGUGUAAAACCUCCAGCUCCUUCCACACAGCAGUGUGACUUUGUCACAGGUUAGCAAAAUAGUUGAUUGUUUUAAAACACUGUUUGGGUAUUUUCUACCUCUCGAUAAGCACCGUCUUUUAGCUCUUGUAUAAAAAGUUGGACCAUCUGCCUUAGAGACACACGUAGAGGACUGAUGUUCUUCCCGGUGUUGUGCCUGGUGCAGCUUUCGAUGUCGUACCCCCACCCACACGUCUUACUUAGGCCCCCCUUUUGCGAGUUUUGCAGCCGACCCGAAUAACGCGGAUCAUAACUACCGAAGGGGGAACUUUGUCUUUGUAAAUGUGUCAUUUCAAAUGACAAGAAUAGAAUUUGUGCAGUAGUUCCAUUGUGUCAACAAAGCAAUUCCGACUUCGGCCCAGAUUCCAUGAAAACCAAAGCCUAAUUUUUAAGCCUUUUCUUCUAAUGUUCAUAAUAAUUCUAUGGAGUCUGAAAUAAAAUGAUGUGGUAAAAAA